AGGUUGGGCUUUGCUAAAUCGGGUGCUCGAACUUUUGAUAUAAUAUUCAAGAUAUAAGAACUAAUACCCAUGACUCGAAGUUGACUAUAAAGUUGGAAAUAUGGCAAAGAAAAGCACAUCUAUAUCAUCAAUAUCAAUUUCAAGAUGCAAAAGAAUAGUUAGACCAUUGAUAUCCAAGAUUCAUGCCCUUACAGAUAUGAAAAGCAAGUAUCCUACAAAAUUACAAUUUACUUCAUUGGAAGCAGCAUUUAGCAAGGUGCCAUUGGGCCACAAGGCCUGUCAGAGAUCAAGACCUUCGAGCCGAAACGGCUUUGCUAGCCAAAAGAGUUCUAUUCUUAUAAACAAAAGGAAAGCCAUUAUUGUGGAUGAUCUUAUGGAUGAAUAUGAUGACGAUUUGAGUUUCUGUAUGUCUGAUGAAGUUCCUGAAGAGAAACCAGAAUUACUGAAUGAAUAUGUCAAAUUUAUCAGACCCGAGACAUCUAACGAAAGGCUAGAAUCUUUAGAGCCAUUUGUCAGUAUUGAGCUCUAUCAAUCAUAUGGUGAAAUACUUCAGAUAUUCCGGAACAUAGUGCUAACUUUAUUUCCUACUCCAAGCAGGGAAUCCGUUACCAAACUAUCGACUUUAUGCUCGUUUCAAAUUGGUAAAUCCAUUGCAUUAUCAACCAAGUCAACAUAUUACAUGAUCAACCGAGUAUCGUUAUUCAACCCACUGGAGAUUUCAGUAGAAGCACAAAUAUUUAAUCAAGAUUUGAAUGAUGACAUAGAUGAGUGGCUAGAAAUGCCGCCGUCAGUUGUGAGUCUGCAUUAUAGGAGUGAUUUACUAAUGGGAUACGUGAUUCAUUUGAUUAUAUUCAAUCUGCGGAACCUUUUAUACCCAUUGAUACCUGUUUUAUUGCAUUGGUUAGAAGAAGAAUUUAGAGUUAGUGGGGACCAGAAACUUCGAUCAAUCAUGAGAACCCUAUUUAUAGAAUAUUGGAGAGAAGGAUCAGAUAAUAAGGACCAGUUGAAUGGAACUGAAUCGGGGAAAUUCCAGCUCUAUUGGGAUUUUUUUAAAAUUGGAUAUUGGGAGUCAUUAAUCGAAAGUUUAGACUUGCAAACGUUAAGCGGCCAGUCAUACGAUGGAUUAAUAUUGGAGAGUUUAACUAAUAAUGAUCGAUUGAGUGAAAUGACCUCCGAUAUUAGUUUAGAAAAAGAUAUUUAUCCUAUCAUCAAAAGAAACCCGCAAAACAGUUGCAUUAAUGUAGUAUUAAUCAACAUUAUGACUCAGAUAAUAGUUGAUUUCAAAAGAAGGUUUCACUCCAGCAAAACAACUGAGGCUGUUUUAGGAUUAUUUCAAGAAACGUACCAGGGAAUGGUUGAGUUCCUGGGGUUGUGGAUAUCGUUCAGAGAUUCUAGAGAAAUGAUAUUUAACUCUUUGUACCCUGGGAAUGAAGAGAUAUUUGAAGGAAUAAUCAAGUUCGUACAGUAUUUGACUUACAAAAAUGGACUAAUCAUCAAGCAUUUGCAAGGAACAGUGAUUACCAAGGACAGAAUCCAAGAGCUCCAAAGAACGCUACACCAGUAUAAACUGCUUGAAGUGAUUUAG
Molecule: messenger RNA, 1585 nt
Organism: Hyphopichia burtonii NRRL Y-1933
Lineage: Eukaryota; Fungi; Ascomycota; Pichiomycetes; Serinales; Debaryomycetaceae
Exons: 2
Coding region: 101-1585 (494 amino acids)
Source: RefSeq, a predicted model, not a curated record